AUGUCAAACUCUAGCACGUUUGCGUCGUUCCCUUGCAACUUCUCGACGUUCCAGCAGCAGUUGCCGUGGACGUCGUGUGGCACCGGCACACCCCAAGCUUGGGGCAACCAGACAUGCGUCUACACCUACUUGUACGCUGACAUGUCUGUGACAAGCGGGCUCCUCGCCGCAGACACGUCCACAUUUGACGGCAGUGCGGCCGUGGACGGCCUGGCCUUCGGAUGCGGCUCCUUUAACCAAGGACUGCUCGACUUCAACUCGUCCGGUACCGGCAUCACCGGCUUCGGCUGCGGCGCCCUGUCCCUUUCGUCGCAGCUCAAAGUCGACAACUUCUCGUACUGCUUCACCAACAUCACGGGGUCCACGCCCAGCGCCGUGCUGCUCGGCCUACCGGCGAACCUCUAA
Miscanthus lutarioriparius is the source of this 405-nucleotide messenger RNA. Lineage: Eukaryota; Viridiplantae; Streptophyta; Magnoliopsida; Poales; Poaceae. The record is from the annotation of a GenBank genome assembly.